Molecule: messenger RNA, 3240 nt
Organism: Symbiodinium sp. CCMP2456
Lineage: Eukaryota; Dinophyceae; Suessiales; Symbiodiniaceae
Source: the annotation of a GenBank genome assembly
AUGGUGGAACGUGCUGCGAUGGAAGCAGCCAUGGGUCGGGAAAGCCUGGAGAUGGCAACCUUGGCUGCCCUGCUGACGGUCUUGCAGCGGCGCCGCUACAACGCGGUCGCCCUCGGCUAUCGUGGCCUGAGCGGUGCACUCCGGGUGGUGGAGGUCGAGCUCGAACCAGGCCUCACCCUCAAAUCGUUGGUGGCAACUGUGACGAGCUUGCUCGCCGCCAGUGGCGAGAGCAGCACAGAAGCACCCGAGGUUACCCUCUCUUUCGGGGCCUCGACCGAAGCGCGCGAAGUGGGCGAAGUGGGCCCGGGCGAGUGGAUCGCCAGCCUGGAGGGGACAAGCUUGGUGCUCAAGGGACCAACAGUGGAAGAGGAGGAGUCCUUCAAGGCCUGCUUCGAGGCCUUUGCCAAAGACCCCGACCAGAACCUCUUUGAGGUCAGCUUUGUGCCGAAGAGCGCUGCUGAGGCCGUCAAGCGCUGGGGCUCUGCCACAAAGUCCUUCAGCGACCUACGCUGCGUCCACGAGAUCGUGUACGAACGUCACCGCAACGGAACCGCAGUAGCAGUGCAGGGAGCUGGCUUCAAGAUCACUUAUGCAGAGCUGCACCAGCGAGCGGCGGCCGUUUGCCGGGCCGUGCGGGAGCACCGGGGUGCUGCUUUAAUGUGCAUGGGUCGCGGUGAGGCUAUAGGACCCACGUUCCUUGGCAUCCUGCAAUCCGGCUUUCCGAUGGUGCCUGUGGAUGUAGCCUGGCCACAGGAGCGCAUCAAGCAGUCCGCAUUGGAUGCAGAUGUUGCAGUGGCCUUGGUGGAGCCCUCCUCACUAGCUUUGCUUCCUGAGCUACCUUGCCCCGCUCUGGUGGUGGACGGAGCCUUCUAUGCCAAGUACGCCGCAGAGCCGGACUUGUGCAAGGCUCAUGAGGGAGACACGGCUCUGAUGCUCUUCACCAGUGGCUCCACAGGAAAGCCCAAGGGCAUCGUGCUCUCCCAUGGCUACGUCACCACGUUGGUGGCGGGCAUCGCAGAGUCCAAGAGCAUGACUCCGGCUACAAAGACUCUGUGCUACCACUCCCCGACUUGGAUGCCCUUCUUGGACAACCUCUUUGGUCCCUUGGUGUCUGGAGGCACUUGCCUCUUUUUCCCAGAGAGCGAGAAGCACAUAGUGCUGCCCUCGGAUCUCAACCAGUUCGCCAAGGAACAUGGAGCUACACAUGGGGGGUUCGUACCGGCAGUGCUCGACCUUUUCGCGGAGGAGGGCCUGCCGCCGAGCCUAUCUCACAUCGGAGUCGGUGGUGCGGCGGUCCCAUCGGAGCUUUGCGAGAGAGUGGUGCCCAUGCUUCCUCAGGCCUCCGGCGGUGCGCCUGGCAUCCUCUACACGGGCUACAGUGGUACGGAGCAGGGAGAUGUCACGCAACUGCAGAUGAGGAGCCUCCAGGACGUCGAGGCUGGCACCCAUGAGAGCGGCUUCGUCACUGCUGGGCACCCACACGCAGCACAGACCAUGGCUAUCCUAGAUCAGGGUCUCAUGCGCGUGGGCGUCGGCGCUAUCGGCGAGAUCACUGUGGCAGGGCCCGGUCUGGCCUCUGGCUACCUGAAUCUGCCAGAGAAGACGGCCGAAACCUUCCUUCCUGCUUGCCGAGCUCUUGAUUGUCGACGGGCCGUACGCACCGGGGACCUGGCGCAUUGGACGAACACCGGCAAGCUGAAGUUAGUCGGCCGAAGAGACUCCAUGGUCAAGGUCCGUGGUGCCCGGAUAGAGCUUGGGGAGGUAGAAGGCACUCUUGCGGCCCACCCAGCCGUCAAGUUCGCCGUGGUAACCGUGCACGAGGACAAGCUGGUAGCUUACAUUCACCCAGCUGUCCCGGCCAACCUGCGCGACUUCUGCAAGGAGCACUUGGUGUCCUACAUGGUGCCGCACAUUUUCCAAGGCCUUGAAGAGGUUCCGCGGCUACCCACCGGCAAGGUGAACAAGAAGGCACUGCCAAAGCCGGAGGCGCGCGCAGACGGUGCAGAGGUCGUGAUGGAGCUGGACAGCUUGGGUCAGAUGCGCAAGUUUACACGCAAGGCUGCGUCGGAAGACAAGGUCCUGGACAACGUGCGCGCAAUUCUCAUUGGCAUCGUACUCCAUUCACAUGCCAUUCCACUGAACCCGUUGAACCCUUCCGAGAUGAUCGACGGCGAGUUUCAACCCCUUACCUCACACCAGUGGGGUCCAAGGGAGUUGCUCUUGCUGCAGGUGGUUCGAAGUGGAGGAUGGUCUUCUUUGGCAUUCCUGAGUGGCUUCGACGACACACGUGCCAUGCGCCCGUACGGCCUCACUUACCGCGAGCCUCUGUUUCUGGUCCUGUGGCUUCUCUUGGACUUCAACUGGACCAUGUGGUACCUUCCCGUGUUCGUGUACAUGCGGGCCGCCUUCUGCGCCAUGCACCAUCUUGGCCUCGAGAAGCUGCAUUUGCUGCUCGCGUCACAGAUCUGGAUCAUUGCACCUGCUUUCAUCGACAUGUACAUCGGGUGGCGAGAAGGCCCCGGGUCGCCGCAGCCGUACCUUGAUGCCACAUGCCCAUCGCAGUGCUUCUGCCCUUGGCAGGCGAUGCCUUGGGCCCAGACUGUGGCGCACUACACAGCCGGUUGGUGGGUGCAACCAAGCUCGCCAGCGGCAAGCAGCAUGGUGGGCCAUGCACUCAUUUUCAUCCCGUGCUACUGGAUUGGGUUCUACAGCGGCGACAAAAUUUUCAAGGUGCUCACCUUCGUUGCAGACGACCAGAACAUCCUCCGCCGUUUGGUGGUUGCUGGAGUGGCCAUGGGCGUGUAUGCCAUGAUGUACUUGGGAGGACAGCCGAUAAUUCAAGGUUUUGAUGACACUUGCCAGAGCUUUUGGAGCAUGGACGGUGCUUUCCUAUGGGGACAAGUAGGCAAAAACUUGCUCUACUAUGCCCUCAACCUCUCGAUGUCCUUGCUUUAUGUUGUGGUGAUUGCAGCCCUGGUGCCUUGCCACCUGCAGUACUUAGCAAAAGUGUGUUUUGCUUCGCUGAUUGUCUCCGGUCUGAUUCCACAGCCUCUUGACACUCCGAGCCAGAUCGUUGUGUUGCGGGAGACAGUGAAUGCGAACUGGGUUGGCGUGGCGGAGCUCUUUUGGAUGUUCUACGUUCCAUUCCUUUUCGAGUUUGUCGUUGGCGCGAUCGUCACAACACUUCUUCCCAUCGUCAUCAAGUGCGGAAUUGCUGCAUGGAACCGCUUGCAGAAGUGA